This is a messenger RNA of Drosophila takahashii, 895 nucleotides long. RefSeq lists its product as uncharacterized. NCBI's taxonomy places the organism in Eukaryota, Metazoa, Arthropoda, Insecta, Diptera, Drosophilidae. The record is from RefSeq and is a predicted model, not a curated record.
UGCAGCCUCUGAGGAGGUUGGUGGAAAAAUGCAGCGCUCCAUCUGGCUGCUCUACCUAUCGGUACUUUUCACUAGCGAUGGCGGAGUCCUGGCGAAUGUUCCCACCUCCGAGGGAAUCUUACCCACCGAUCCGGCAUAUUUCAACGAUAAUGGAGUUUUGGUUCUAAAUCCAACUAACAACUUGCAGAACGAGAAUGAGGCUGCGAUCACUCAAUACAAGGAGUAUCUGGAUAAUUCAGCAAAGGAAAUACUAAUCGCUUUACCAAACACUCACAAGAAGAAAAGGGAACAGGGUCUGCUGGAAGCACUGGCAUUUCUAACUGGCUUGAGGCAGAGCAUUUCCCCGUUGGGAGAAAGUCUCGGGAAAAUCAAGGGACAGCAGGCGGAAUUGGUUUCGAAACUUAAACACCAGGAGGAAUGGAAAUUUUGGGCCGCAGCCAAAGUUCAGCAGGUGGGGGAGUCCACUGAAGGUGUUAGAACAGCCGAAGCUGUUUCCAUCACCGAGGAGUUUAACAAUCGCUACCUUCUUCGAUUGCGCAAUUGUGUUGGUGACUUUCUCUGGGCUCAGAUUCGAUUUAAUCUGGACUUGAAGAGGUCACUCGAUGGCUUGCAAUUGCCAACAAGACAGGUGAUCGAAGCCACUGAAAGGUGUCCCAGUAUCAAGGCCAAAAAAUGCCGCAAGGGCAUUAGAAGAGCUAUCGAUGGCGUUCGGGAUGCUCCUCAGGACCUCCAUAGCCUGUGGAUUGAGUCCACUCAGUUGGAGGACAACCAAAGGCAAAGCAACCAGUGCUUGGUAAAAACUCUAGAGGAAUAUUCCGAGGAGCGGCUCGAAGUGGAAAGACAGCUGAAGGACAUUAUAGAGGAUUAUCGUGAGAGUAUGCCAGCCGGCAAAUAG